This is a messenger RNA of Engraulis encrasicolus (European anchovy), 2213 nucleotides long. Its product is annotated as complement component C1q receptor. Gene Ontology annotation, cellular component: extracellular matrix; external side of plasma membrane. Bases 448 to 2118 code for a protein of 556 amino acids. Lineage: Eukaryota; Metazoa; Chordata; Actinopteri; Clupeiformes; Engraulidae. The transcript has a single exon. Gene Ontology annotation, biological process: cell migration. The record is from RefSeq and is a predicted model, not a curated record. Gene Ontology annotation, molecular function: extracellular matrix protein binding; calcium ion binding; extracellular matrix binding.
CCCAUGGGAUAUUUAGAGGUGAAAGAGACAAAUGCUGAAAAAACUUCAUCUGAAGGACUAGUGCAAUAAAAUGAAAAUUGUUAAAAUAAUCACCACACAUGUAACUAGAUUUUGCUCAUGUUGAACAUACAUCUUGCUCCAUAGUGGCUAGUUUCAGAAUAGUGUGCUGUCAGCUACACACAUCUGGGAAAGACCUCAGAAGGACUAGCCAGCCUUAUUGUUUCAAAGAGGAACUCGCGCUGAGGAGACAAUAGAAACCUGCUGCUAGAUAUUAUUUCCGUUUUAGGUAAUCCACCAAACAGGAUGUUGCCCUUAGAAUAAACGAUUCAUUCACUGGGUCUUAGGAUGUGUAAACUCCGUGCUCCCAGCAGUGGACUAUAAUGCGCCACAAAAAUAACUCCAUUUCAGCCUACAUGAAUAUCAAGCUGCCAAUUUAGACGGAGUAAAAUGUUCUCCUUGUUUUUACUCUGCUAUGCGUUUCUUGCGGGUGAAGUAGCCUCUUCGCAAUCAGCAACGCUGUGUCUCCCGAAAGCUUGCUUCACUUUGUAUCGUGAAGCGCUGCCGUUUCAGGAGGCCGCGAAGAAGUGCGAGGAUCACGGGGGUCAUGUAAUGACGACUCGGGAUAAAACUGAAUCGGACUACAUGGAAUAUGUGCUUUCACAGUUCGGUGAAAGUACCAGCCAGCUUUGGAUCGGACUCAUGCUACCAAAGGGCCACUGCACGUCACCUAAUUUAAACUUAAAAGGUUUUAAAUGGAUUCAUGGGGAGGAGGACACCCAGUAUUCGAACUGGAGAAAAGAACCAGAGACUACUUGUACAGAAGAGCGUUGCGUGGUGGCUCAGGCAUCGUCUAGCGUUGGACUUAAAUGGAUGGACAUAUCUUGCAAAGGACAACACAUUUACCUGUGUCGUAAUCACUUCAAGGGAAUGUGCCCGAGCCUGCCGGUGCUGGGCUCCUGGCAUGUCGAGUAUAAUGUCCCAAUGUCAGAUUCCCCUUUUAAUCACAACGCGUUCUCUGUUUGGCCACAUGGGACUUUUGCUACAAUUGUGUGUGGCUCUACUUUUCUUUACACACUGUGUAAUGACAUAAACGGUGUGUAUACAUGGUCAAACCCAGGCCCGUUUUGCAAUGAGCAGAAACCAAGAUGCGACCAUUUGAAUGGAGGGUGCACUCAGCUGUGCGUCGCGGAUGAAUCUGGAGCUCGUUGCGCGUGCCGAGAAGGGUAUCAACUCGGUGACGACGGAAUCUCGUGUGUCCUUAAAAAUAACUGUGACAAUGCACCUUGCGCCUACAAGUGCCUGUCCAAAACCUCUGGAUUCUUAUGUACGUGCCCAGAUGGAUUCCAAUUGGCAGCGGACCAGAUAAACUGCGAGGAUCUUGAUGAAUGUUCCUUGACUCAUUCAUGCGGUGACGACGUGUGCAUCAACACCAAUGGUAGUUACACCUGUCAGUGUAAAGAGGGGUUCAGCUUAUUGGACGGAAAGUGUCAUGAUAUUGACGAAUGCGUUCAGUCUAGAUGCCCACAGGGCUGCCUUAACUCGUUAGGGUCUUUCUCGUGUUACUGCUAUAAAGGGUACAGGUCCUCGGAUAGAGGCUUGUCAUGUGUUGACAUUGACGAGUGCCUCACUAACCGCUGUGAGGACGAGUGUACCAACACAUUAGGAAGUUUUGUGUGCUCUUGUAGACCAAAUAUGAAACUAGCAAGCAAUGGGAUAUCUUGCUUACCGGACAAAUCUGAGGGCUCGCAUUCAUCUCACGGCAUUGACGUAACCCUGAUUCCAUCUCAAAUUCCACAGCGUUCCACUAGUCCUGUGGUGAAUCACUCGCCUACCUCGUCUUUGGAUAGCGCACUUAUCCAUCCGAUUACGCACGCACCGUUUGGCGGCACCGGGGAGCCUGUGUCUGACGCACAGCUUGGCAAUUCCUUUGUGCUUUACUGUAUUUUAGCAUCUGUGAUACCGCUUAUCAUUUUGAUUUUCCUAACUGCUGCUAUUGUCAUUUACCGCUGCAACCGGUCAAGGAGCCACAAGAAGAAGCAAAGUCCAACCGCUGACAGUUACUGCUGGGUUUCAUCCGAGCCGUGUCAGAUAAAAUACUUUAGUACUUUAAACGAUUAAACUAAGCCUUAGAAGUAGGCUACAGACCAUCUUAUAUUCUGUGACAGUGGUGCACAUAGGAUUUGUCUGUGUGUGUGCGCGAGUGUGUGUGUGUG